Molecule: messenger RNA, 1052 nt
Organism: Poecilia reticulata (guppy)
Lineage: Eukaryota; Metazoa; Chordata; Actinopteri; Cyprinodontiformes; Poeciliidae
Source: RefSeq, a predicted model, not a curated record
CAUUUACAAAACAUUAUUUCUCACAUUUGAAUACAUAAGGUUGAGAAAUAAUUUUACAAAUUUUGGGGAAAUGUAAACCCAGUUUGUCCCUAUUCUAAAGAAUCACUGAAAUGCAUAAAAAAAAAUACCGUAGACAGUUUUUAUAAAUUAUUGUCACUGACGCCGCCAUGUUGUUACGCUGCAAUGCAUUCUGGGUGUAUGACGUAAGCUUGGUGUUACGGAGCUAGCUCUGUUGAGCCCGAGUGAGUUAAAAUAAAAUAAAAUAAAACGGAGAAAUGAAGAUGCGCGAAAAAGUCACAUCUGUAGAGUGGCGGAAACAGACUUCCAUAGAAACGGGCUUCCAUAGAAACGGGUUUCCAUAGAAACGGGCUUCCAUGAUACUCAAUCAUGUCUGACGUGGCCCCGCCCCCUGUGUUUUUUGGCCCCGCCCCCUGCAGGUGUAUUCUCUCCCCGGGGUCCCAGCCUCAGUCUCACCUGUCGGCCUGCAGCCAUGCUGGAUGAGGCAGUCGGACUGGGCGCUGUGACCGUAUUGGGAGUUCUGGAGCAAGCUUAUUUUUCCCUGCAGGUCAUUUAUGCCAGGAGGAAGUAUAAGGUGUCUCCGCCCUGCAUCAGCGGGCCGCCGGAGUUCGAGCGGAUCUUCAGAGCCCAAGCGAAUUGUUCAGAGUACUUCCCCAUCUUCAUCACCAUCCUGUGGACGUCCGGAGUGUUCUUCAGCCAAGGCCUGUCCAGCCUCUGCGGGCUGCUCUACCUUUAUGGACGGCUGUGUUACUUCUGGGGCUACGCCGAGUCGGCUCAGGGACGUUUGGCUCCACUGUACUUCAGCGCUCGAGUUCUGUGGGUUCUGAUCGGGUUCUCGGCUGUCGGCGUCUUCCUGUCGUUCUGCCGGGUUUACAUGGAGCUGGACCUGCUGCAGGCGCUUGGCCACGCCCUGUUCUGACCCGGAGAGGACGAGGUUCUGCUGUGUGUUUCUAUUCCGGUUCGGAAAGCUUUUCCCCAACUGCUGUGAAAAUAAAACCGGGUCAUUAAACAGAACCGCGCUGUUUCUCCAGUCA